AUGAUCCUUGCUACUCUAAUUCGAAACAUCAUUCUGGGCCUUGUCAUUGCAAGUAUCUAUAAUCUGAAAGAUAAAACCGGUAGCUUCUACGAGCAUGGAUCUAUUCUCUAUUUCGCCGUUUUGUUGAAUGCCUUCGCUAGCGCACUCGAAAUCUUAAUCAUGUGGCAGCAGCGUCCAAUCGUGGAGAAGCAUGUCAACCCAGGUUAUGACACCAGCUUCGAUUUUCAUGAUGAAAAGAGCGUCGUAGCAGGCCAAGACUUUAUUGAGGGAGACGCAUACCUCGAUACAACCUUUCCAUACUACGAGUCUCACCUAUGGCGAUUUUUCGGUAUCCUCUGCAUUCUCUUCUUUGCGUUACUCUUCAUGUACAUUGUUUCCAGUGAGUACAUCCGAGCUAAGCCUUCCAGAGGGGAGAUCCUCGUAUUUCACGCGGCAAAAUCCCAGCAUUUGCCAAAAGUCGUCAGAAAGGAUGGCCCAGAGGCGGCUGUUAUGCCAGAGAAGUCUGCAGUGGCCGGUAAAGCACAAGACCGGACUGCUGUUAUCGUUCACCAGGCUCCAAUCUUCCACUGGGAUGAUGUGUGCUAUGGUAUAAAGAUCAAGGGCACUCCAAGGCGCAUCGUCGGCUGCGUCCAUAGCCGGGUAAAGCCUGGAACAUUGACGGCCCUGAUGGGUGUGACAGGUGCUGGAAAUAUAUCCUUGCUUGACCUUUAG
Messenger RNA from Penicillium soppii, 711 nucleotides. RefSeq lists its product as uncharacterized. Gene Ontology annotation, molecular function: ATPase-coupled transmembrane transporter activity; ATP binding. Gene Ontology annotation, biological process: transmembrane transport. The record is from RefSeq and is a predicted model, not a curated record. Gene Ontology annotation, cellular component: membrane. NCBI's taxonomy places the organism in Eukaryota, Fungi, Ascomycota, Eurotiomycetes, Eurotiales, Aspergillaceae. The transcript is spliced from 3 exons. Bases 1 to 711 code for a protein of 236 amino acids.